AAAUCCAAUAGCUUCAUCUUCUCUUCUUCAUCUCUCAUCAUCUCCACGAAAAGAGAGAUGAAACAAAAAAUCCGGCCUUCACUUCAAAAGCCUUCAAGCUUCUUCUCCACUCUGAACAAGUUCCAAAGAGCUUCCUCACUUCAAGUGAUCAAGAACAAACCUUUUAAAAAUGGCGCAUCUACUCACAGCUUCACCCCCUUCAGUCAUCUCCCUAACCAGCAGCAAGAGCAAGAACUCGGUUAAACCGUUUGAUUUUAACCAAACCGUCUUCAACCCUCAACCCCUUUCUAACUCUCCUCUUAAAGGACUUCUCUUCCAAGAGAAGUCCCCAAGAAGAAGAAGCUGCGUCUUCCUAGCAUCUGCUCUACCUACAACCCAACAAGCACCACCUGAAACAUCUUCAAACAACUCAUCAUCCAAACCAAAACGUGUCAUGGUCAUUGGUGGAGACGGCUACUGCGGCUGGGCCACAGCUCUCCACUUAUCCAAAAAAAACUACGAAGUCGCCAUCGUUGACAAUCUCGUGAGACGUCUCUUCGACCACCAGCUUGGUCUCGAGUCACUAACUCCCAUAGCUUCGAUCCACGACCGUAUCAGUCGCUGGAAGGCCUUGACAGGGAAGACUAUCGAGCUUUACAUCGGAGACAUCUGUGACUUUGAGUUUUUAGCUGACUCUUUCAACUCCUUUGAGCCUGACUCAGUUGUUCACUUCGGUGAACAACGCUCAGCGCCUUACUCUAUGAUAGACCGUUCAAGAGCGGUCUUUACGCAGCACAACAAUGUCAUAGGCACUCUCAACGUCCUCUUUGCGAUCAAAGAGUUUCGAGAAGACUGUCAUUUAGUGAAGUUAGGGACGAUGGGUGAGUAUGGAACUCCGAAUAUCGAUAUCGAGGAAGGUUAUAUAACGAUAACGCAUAACGGUAGGACUGAUACGCUGCCGUAUCCGAAGCAGGCGAGCUCGUUUUAUCAUCUUAGUAAAGUUCAUGAUUCCCACAACAUUGCUUUUACUUGCAAGGCGUGGGGGAUGAGAGCUACUGAUCUUAAUCAGGGAGUUGUAUAUGGUGUGAAGACUGAUGAGACUGAGAUGCAUGAGGAGUUGCGUAAUAGGUUGGAUUAUGAUGCUGUGUUUGGUACUGCUCUUAACCGGUUUUGUGUGCAAGCUGCUGUUGGGCAUCCACUUACGGUUUAUGGUAAAGGUGGUCAGACCAGAGGCUACCUUGAUAUAAGAGACACGGUUCAAUGUGUUGAGCUAGCUAUAGCGAAUCCAGCAAAGGCUGGUGAGUUCAGGGUAUUCAACCAGUUCACAGAACAGUUUUCAGUCAACGAACUGGCUUCUCUGGUGACUAAAGCUGGUUCAAAGCUGGGGCUAGACGUGACAAAGAUGACGGUGCCUAACCCGAGAGUGGAGGCGGAAGAGCAUUACUACAAUGCAAAGCACACAAAGCUGAUGGAACUUGGACUUGAGCCUCAUUAUAUGUCUGAGUCACUUCUUGAUUCGUUGCUCAACUUUGCUGUUCAGUUUAGGGAUCGUGUGGACAAAAAGCAAAUCAUGCCUAGUGUUUCUUGGAAGAAGAUUGGCGUCAAGACCAAGUCCAUGACACCCUAA
This is a messenger RNA of Eruca vesicaria subsp. sativa (arugula), 1606 nucleotides long. NCBI's taxonomy places the organism in Eukaryota, Viridiplantae, Streptophyta, Magnoliopsida, Brassicales, Brassicaceae. The record is from the annotation of a GenBank genome assembly.